AUGCAAAAAGAUGAAGAAUUAUCUACUGAGUUAGUAGACCUUUAUAAAGGUUUAUUUAUUUUACAAACACUUGAAGAUCUUUUAGCCAAAGAGAUGCUUGAUGAUAAUAAAUAUAAUGGUGUUGGUGAUAUUACAGAAUUAAGUAAUGAUACAACUUUUAUUAAUUUAAAUAGUCAUAUAAGUAAAAAAGAAGAAAAUAAUGCAGUUUUAGGAAGGAAAGUUAAAAUAGCUACACAAUUACCUGAUCCUUCUGAUUUUAAUAAUUUAAAACAUA
Molecule: messenger RNA, 274 nt
Organism: Dentiscutata heterogama
Lineage: Eukaryota; Fungi; Glomeromycota; Glomeromycetes; Diversisporales; Gigasporaceae
Source: the annotation of a GenBank genome assembly